CUGCUGGAGCGGAGCCCCUGCCUGCCUCUCUGACCCCUGCCCUACGUGGGGGCUCAGCCGGCUGGGGAGGACCUUGUCGCACAGCGUCCCAGCGGAGCCCUUCGCCGGCCACCGUCCCCUUCCCUCCCUUUCUGCCUGUUUCUGGGUUGUAAGCCCUACUCAGAGUAGACCCAUUGAAGUUGGAGAACCUAAGUUAGUUAUGACAGUGAACUUCAGUGGGUCUACUUCUGAGGAGGACUAGCAGUUGAAUACCACCCUGAGCCUCUUGGGGCAUGGAUCUCUGUCUUCUCUCUUCCUUUCUUUAAUAACAACAACAAUAAGAAUAAGAGUAAUGCCCCUGUAAGUGGAGGCUGCUUGAAUGAAUUGCUGCUACUACUACGGGGUGGCCGUUUUAAAAACAGGAGUAGCCCUUCCUGAAAGAUGCACGGGCAGACUUAAGACGCAACCCAGUGCAUGUUUACUCAGAUGUAAGCUGCACUGGGGUCAAUGGGACUUACUCCCAGGAAUGUGAAGCUGGAAACACAAUGGAUCCAUUAUCAGGGAUCAGAUCAAUUGAUGUUAGUGUGGAGGGAAUGACAUGCAAUUCUUGUGUACAGACUGUUGAGCAGCAUAUUGGAAAACUAAAUGGGGUUCACUAUAUUAAAGUUUCACUGGAAGAUAAGAAGGCAGCCAUUAUUUAUAAUACCAAAAAGCAGACUCCAGAGUCUCUACAGGAAGCUAUAGAUGACAUGGGAUUUGAUGCUACUCUUGCUAACGAAAACCCACAACUUGUUUUACCAGAUACCAUUUUUCUUACAAUACCUGCUCAGUCAUCACUAACAUGUGAAGAUAUCCGUACCACCCUCCUGCAAACCAAGGGCAUCUUAGAUGUGAAAAGUUCCUCUGACAAAAAAUCUCUAGUUGUAACAUUUGUCUCUUCUAUUAUAAAUGGCAAGGAGAUUAACCAAAUAGUGCCAGGAUUAAGUUCAGAUAAUGCAACACAGGAAAGAAAUCCAGGAACAUUUGAAGAUUCACGUUUCUCCCAAGCAAGUGAUGUUGUAAUGAAGCUGAAAGUAGAGGGAAUGACCUGCCAUUCCUGCACUAGCACCAUUGAAGGAAAGAUUGGGAAGCUGCAAGGGGUCACACGAAUUAAAGUCUCCCUGGACAAUCAGGAAGCUGUGGUGGUGUAUCAGCCUCAUCUCAUCACAUCAGAGGAAAUAAAAGACCAAAUAGAAGCUGCCGGUUUCAUAGCAUCAAUAAAGAAGCAGCCUAAACCCCUCAAACUUGGUGCUAUUGAUAUAGAACGACUGAAGAACACCCCCCCCAAAUGCUCAGACAAUGUUCCACAAGAAACUCCAGAGGACACACUCAGUUUAAAGACUGUAAUAUUCCGGGUUGAUGGCAUGCACUGUAAUUCAUGUGUCUUCAAUAUUCAGAGUAGCAUAUCAGCACUCCCCUCAGUCACUAGCAUCACAGUUUCUUUAGAGGAAAAAUCUGCCACUGUAAAGUACAACCCCAGCCUAAUCAGCCUCAAUGCACUGAGGAGAGCCAUAGAAGCAGUAUCCCCAGAGACUUUUAAGGUCAGCCUUUUUGAUGCACAUGACAAUGCUGGUCCUCUGAACGCACCCAGAUCUCCAGUGAAAUCUUCUUCAGGAGCUGGCAGUACCAACAUGCAUCAUCCCUUGAUUCAUGUCACUGUGAUAAAUAUAGAAGGAAUGACCUGCAAUUCUUGUGUGCUGUCGAUUGAGGGAGUAAUUUCCCAAAAGCCAGGUGUGAAUUCAAUUCAUGUGUCACUUCUGAACCAUAAUGGGACUAUAGAAUAUGACCCCAUGCAGACCUCUCCAGAUGACUUAAGAAAUGCCAUUGAGGAUAUGGGUUUUGAUGCAUCCUUCACAGGACCCCGAAGCACAGAACCUUUAGUGCUAAUAACUCAGCCCUCACAGGAAAGGCUGGCAGAAUCUCAGGACAGAAAACUCUCCAAAGUGGAAGCUCGUGCCACCUUAUCCCCUGCCCACAAUAAGCAGGAUACCAAGGCACCUUUAAAGUGCUACAUUCAAGUCACUGGCAUGACAUGUGCUUCCUGUGUGGCAAACAUUGAAAGGAAUCUGAAGAGAGAAAAUGGAAUACAUUCUGUACUUGUUGCCCUGAUGGCUGGGAAGGCAGAAGUGAGGUAUAACCCUUCAAUCAUCCAGCCGCCAGCUGUAGCAGAAUUGAUUAGAGAAUUGGGAUUUGGUGCGACAGUUCUGGAAAAUUACGACGAAGGAGAUGGCGUCCUGGAGCUUAUUGUGAGAGGAAUGACAUGUGCCUCGUGUGUUCACAAAAUAGAAUCCACACUUAUGAAAACAAAAGGGGUUCUGUACAGUUCUGUGGCUCUUGCAACAAAUAAAGCACACAUCAAGUAUGAUCCUGAGAUAGUUGGCCCUCGAAAUAUUAUACGGAUUAUAGAGAAUUUAGGGUUUACUGCUGAUUUAGUGAAGAAAGAUAGAUCUGCUAGUCACUUAGAUCACAAGCAGGAAAUAAGGCAAUGGAAACGGUCCUUCCUUGUAAGCCUAAUAUUCUGCAUUCCUGUAAUGGGGCUAAUGAUUUACAUGAUGAUUGUGGACAGCCAGAUGUCAGCCAUGUAUAAGGGUGUGAACAUGACCGAAGAAGAAAUGGAAGCAUAUCAUUCAUCAAUGUUUUUGGAGCGUCAGAUCUUUCCUGGAUUGUCUGUUAUGAAUUUCAUCUCCUUCUUAUUGUGUGUCCCUGUACAGAUAUUUGGAGGCUGGCAUUUCUACAUUCAAGCAUACAAAGCGCUGAAGCACAAGACUGCCAAUAUGGAUGUGCUGAUUGUGUUGGCGACCACCAUUGCUUUUGUUUACUCCGUCGUUGUUCUUCUGGUUGCAAUGGCUGAGAGGGCAAAGGUCAACCCUGUGACUUUCUUUGACACACCACCGAUGCUCUUUGUAUUCAUUGCGUUGGGGCGAUGGCUAGAGCAUGUAGCAAAGGGUAAAACAUCAGAAGCCCUUGCAAGACUAAUUUCACUACAAGCAACAGAAGCAACUAUUGUUACUUUAGGUCCAGACAACAUCCUCUUGAGUGAAGAGCAAGUUGAUGUUGAACUGGUUCAGCGGGGUGACAUUGUCAAAGUGAUUCCAGGAGGCAAGUUUCCAGUGGAUGGUCGUGUUAUAGAAGGACAUUCUAUGGUGGACGAAUCACUCAUCACAGGCGAAGCAAUGCCCGUGACCAAAAAACCUGGCAGCACAGUCAUUGCAGGUUCUAUUAAUCAGAAUGGAUCACUGUUGAUCUCUGCAACCCAUGUUGGAUGUGACACAACUCUCUCUCAGAUUGUCAAACUUGUGGAAGAAGCACAAACAUCCAAGGCUCCAAUUCAGCAGUUUGCAGACAAACUUAGUGGUUAUUUUGUUCCUUUUAUUGUUGGUGUUUCUGUGGUAACACUUUUUGCCUGGAUAGUGAUCGGAUUUGUCAAUUUUGAAAUUGUGGAAACCUAUUUUCUUGGAUACAACAAGAGCAUUUCCAACGCUGAAGUGAUAAUCCGCUUUGCGUUCCAAGCCUCCAUCACCGUGCUCUGUAUUGCUUGCCCUUGUUCUUUGGGAUUAGCAACCCCGACAGCUGUGAUGGUGGGCACUGGGGUAGGAGCACAAAAUGGCAUCUUGAUCAAAGGUGGAGAACCCUUGGAGAUGGCGCACAAGGUUAGAGUUGUGGUGUUUGAUAAGACAGGGACCAUCACCCAUGGGACUCCAGUGGUGAUGCAGGUGAAGAUGCUAGUGGAGAGUAACUGGAUGCCGCGCAAUAAGAUUUUGGCACUAAUAGGAACCGCAGAGAGCAACAGUGAGCACCCUCUGGGAGCAGCUAUUACAAAAUACUGCAAACAGGAAUUGGACACAGACACCCUUGGAACAUGUACUGAUUUUCAAGUAGUCCCCGGCUGUGGCAUUAGCUGUAAAAUCUCUAAUAUUGAAGCCCUGCUGUACAGCAGGAGUGAGACAAUUGAAGAGAACAAUGUCAGAAAUGCAGCCCUUGUGCAAAUGGAUGAGAAGACUGAGGAACUGUUGCAGCCUGCCUUGAUUAUUGAUGAGCAGUUGCCAACCACACGGAGUACUCACAAGUAUUCUGUUCUAAUUGGAAACCGGGAGUGGAUGUCCAGAAAUGGUCUGCUUGUCAAAAAUGAUGUUGAUAAUGCCAUGAUGGACCAUGAACGUCGAGGUCGCACUGCGGUUCUUGUGGCUGCAGAUGGAGAACUCUGUGGCUUGGUAGCUAUUGCUGAUACUGUGAAACCUGAAGCAGAGCUGGCAGUUCGUACUUUGGAGGCUAUGGGCUUAGAAGUCGUUCUGAUGACUGGUGAUAACAGCAAAACAGCUAGGUCUAUUGCCUCUCAGGUUGGCAUCACUAAGGUGUUUGCUGAAGUGCUUCCCUCCCACAAGGUUGCCAAAGUGAAACAACUGCAGGAGGCAGGGAAACGGGUAGCAAUGGUGGGGGAUGGGAUCAAUGAUUCCCCUGCUCUUGCCAUGGCUAACGUUGGAAUUGCCAUUGGCACAGGCACAGACGUCGCCAUUGAAGCAGCAGACGUGGUUUUGAUUAGGAAUGAUUUGCUGGAUGUGGUGGCAAGUAUAGAUUUAUCACGGAAGACUGUUAAAAGGAUACGAAUCAACUUUGUCUUUGCCCUCAUUUACAAUCUUGUUGGAGUUCCUAUAGCUGCUGGCAUCUUCCUUCCAGUUGGUUUGGUUCUGCAGCCUUGGAUGGGCUCGGCAGCAAUGGCGGCUUCUUCAGUUUCUGUUGUGUUGUCUUCACUGCUGCUAAAAUUCUACAAGAAACCUUCCUAUGAGAAAUAUGAACGCCAUGCCCACAGCCAGAUGAGGCAGAAGAGCCCUUCAGAUAUCAGUGUCCACAUUGGAAUUGAUGAAACUGGGCCAAGAUCCCCAAAACUGACCCUCGUGGACCGAAUUGUCAAUUACAGCCGAGCCUCGAUCAAUUCCCUCUUCUCUGACAAGCGAUCCCUCAGCAGCAUCGUUCUCAGUGAGCCAGAUAAGCACUCCCUCCUAGUUGGGGACUCCCGGGAGGAAGAUGACACAGUUCUCUGAGAGCUGCUUUGGAUGGAGGACUUGGACUGUCUUCCUGCACUGAUCUGCUCUGGAGACUGGCCUGCUGAGCUGGGCCUUGAAUAGGUUGAAUCGUGUUUUACUUACUCAGCUGAACAGGGCAAUUCCCUCCCUCCCCCCCAAAUAUAUUCACUUCAAACUCAGAGGUAGGUAGUUGCUGUACGACUUUGCCAUUAACAAGCCAGAGCCCACCCAAGAUCAGCAGUCCAAGCCAGAGCAUGCACAGGAAGUCAAAUGCAGAGCAAUAGCACUGAGUUGCUGGGAUCAUGGAAAGAGAGUCACCAGCACAUGGGUUCUAGGCCACUUCUUUGCAUGUAGUGUGCCCUUUUUUUAGAGUGUGAAUGAGUGCAGAUAGAAUUGCAACUAGAAACUAUGACAUUUUUUGCAAACCAGAUGUGCCUUAUUCUGGAACAGUCUUGGUUUUCUUACCUUCAUAAUUUGCUACAUAUAAAAUGUCAUGCUUUAGAAAAUGCCACAUCACAGGUUUUCCCAUGAUUUGAAAAAAAAAGUUCCCAUUAUUUGUUUCUCCUCCCCACCCCCUUGCAGAACUAUAGACUCUCCAUACACCCCUCUGAGGCUGUUAGUGAGAAGGGCACUCUCAAAUAUAUACAGUGAGUUCAGAAGAUCCACUUUUUCCACAGCCUCUACCACAUAAAAAAGUGAGGUGUCAGAGCUAUGUCUCAUGCUACUUUUUCUUACUUCUGGAGAAACAGAUCUACGUCUCUGAAACAUUGUAAAGAUGUGAUCUGAGAUGCAGGCUGGUCAGUAGAUAUAUGUUUGAGAGUUCAGAGUUAAAGGAUGUGCCUCCUCCAACAAUUUCAGGUUGCCUCCCUUCUUGCACUUUGAGUGUCUUUUUAUAAAAAGCAAUCCUGAGCUUUCUUUAUUCACUCUGACAAUCUCAAGAAAUCUUGGAAAGUCAUGUUUUUAUUUUACUUUUCAUGUUGAUGAACUCAAAAUUGUCCCAAUUAUUGCAAAGCUACUCCUGCAGUUAAGUGGCAUGGCCUGCUGGUUGGGGCUGGUGGAAGUGGUAGUCCAAAACAUCUUGAUGGCAUAAAGUUGGGGAAGGCUGUGCUAAGCCAAAGCACAGGGUCCAGACCCCUCUAUGCAAAGUGCAGCAUUAUUUGUUAUAUUAUGAAAUUUUAGAAAAAAUGUAAAUGCCCUCCACGGAGAGAAAUUGGUACUUGGCACGCCCACAUUUCUCAACAGGUUUGCAGAUCAGAAGAGUCUAGAUUUUAAUCCUUUAUUGUAAAAACUUGUCUUAUUGAUUUUUAAACAGUAGUUGAAGGAGUACAUUGUAGAGUUUUUUAACCGGAUGAUGGAAGCAUUAUUUUUUGUUUAUAGUAUUUAAAGUAGUGAGAGAGGACCAACAUUCAGGAAAUACCAGGGCUUUUGUUGUUAAACUGUGUAGGUAUGUUGAUGCACCAAUUUUAGUCAUCCUUCAUUCUCCUCCUAAAGCCAUACGUGGGGGGAAAGUAGGCCAAACUGCAUCUCUUUGAAGCCUGUUUCCCUGAAGUCAUGAUGACACACUAAAAGUGCAGGCACCAUGUGGAUCAGUGAAAAUUCACUGCCAGGGAAGUAAGACAUGAUCUGACUCAGGAUCUUAUCACUCUCUGCAGCACACACACACCAGACAGGUCUGUCCCAGGUGCAAGGAACAUUGGCUUAAUCUGUUUCCACCUACUCCUUUUCAUUACCACUCAACUCCUGGCCACUCUCUCCCGCUCUCCGGCCUCAGUGUGACUCAAGAGUCUGGGUUUACCAGAAAAGAGAAUAGGGGGCUGGCUGCAGGGGAAGACUAAUAGUUAAAUACCCCCUCCUGUUGGCUCCCCCCCCCCACUCCCUGGCAUGUUGGAGGCCAGUGCUGGGUCUGCGUUAGCCAUCAGGCGACUGGCUCGAGUGCCCUGUGCCUUUUAGCAAACAGCUUGUGCAUUUUAUCAUGUUCUUAUGAGAAAUUGCUAAUGCCUGGCAACUCUUAGAAAAACAUAUAAGUAGGUAAAUUGUGUUGUCUUAAAAUGUUCAAACUGAAAAUGUUUCUAAGAGUGCAGCUUUGAUGACUGUGGAACCAUAUAGUGGAACCACAACAGUGGCUAGAAUGAUUGUUGAAAUAUCUUUACUAUCAUGUUGCAGACAAUUUUUUAAAAUUCCACAACAAGUAAUUACAAUCAAGAUGGAAAGGCUUUGAGAUUUUUUUGUUUACAAAAUGCUUUCCCACUUUUGAUCUCCAUGAAACAGAAAUCCUGGAAGCAAAUAACAUUUCUCCAUCUCACAGUUCUGACCUUGGAAGUUAUAUUCCCCCAGUAAAUCAUGCUUUAAAUAUUCUUUUGAAAUAGAAUACAAUUUUUCACUUAAGGAUAUUUUAGGGACCCUUUCUGUUAGAAUCAGCUAGAGCAGGGGCCAGCGAUGGCUUCCCUCUGAGGACAAAUACUUUAAAUGGCGUGUAAGUUGGGACACCUUUUACCUGUCCUACAUAAGCAUCUGCCUCACCUGCCUGCAGCAUACUUUGCAGCCAACAUUGAAAUAAAGGGCCAUCGGCCUCCUGGCCUGGCACCUCAUGGGAAUUUUACUCAUAUGGUAGCUCGAUUUCAGUUCAUAUUUGUUACCUAUUAGAUAGCUUGAUUCUAGGGGAUGUGUUGGAGCUUUUCCUUCUGGAACAAGGAUUACAGGGCAAAUGCUUGUGCUGAAAUGGGCUUAGCCAAGUGCAGAAAGUAGUGAGCUGCCAUAUGGAAUGCUGCAGUCAGUCAGCUCUGUGACCCUCAGACCCCGCGGGGGUGGAUGUUUGUAUUGUUUGAGGCUAAUAAAAAUUGGUAAAAACGAUUAUGCACUUUCCCCUUUGUAAAAAAAACCCUGAAAUCUUUUGAUCAAGUAUUUACUGGAUUUAGGCUGUCAAAUUAUAUUACUCAUUCACAUGGCAUUGAUGAAGUGUGCCUCAUUUUAGUCGGCUGAACUGAGAAAUGUGGCGUACAAUCUGAACAUUUACCAGUUGAUUUGAAAUUCAGAAUUGUAUACCCCAGUGCAGAAAAUCUCCUCCCUGCAAAGAAAAUCCCCUCCCAUUCCAUUUCUAUGUUGUAUAACUUUAUGUGAUUUGCUAACCUUUUUAGAAUGUUCAUCAUCAUACAUUGUGAAUAAUAUUUUAUACUUGGCUUUAAUUCAAAGAACCAAAAUUGCUUUACUGUCUUGAAUGUAUGUUGUUCAUAUAAAAAUGUGCUCUGCCUGUAAAUAGCUUUGUUUCCCAUCUUGAGCACACUUCAUUUAUUGAGAGUUCUAUGUUACCAUUUGUGUGUUAAAACAUCAAAAUCUGGCUGCAGAAAAAGCUAUGCAUUUAUAUUUAAAUUUAUUUAUUUAUUGCUAUUUUCCACUGUUAGGUUCAUGUAAGACUUCUGCUUUACUUAAAUUAUUAGCCAAAAUGUGCAUCCAGACAGACAUACAUGCAAGACAGGGCUUUGCUUUCCUGCAGUUACAUAAGACGGACUGGCUAGCAAAUUGAAUACUGAUUCAGUCAUCUCUCUCGCUCCUUCCUCCCUGUGCUUCAAGCUGGAUGUCCACCUUUUUAUUAAAGCACUGCAUGUGCAUUUAUUCAAUUAAA
This is a messenger RNA of Rhineura floridana, 8658 nucleotides long. It is a transcript of the gene ATP7A, whose product is annotated as ATPase copper transporting alpha. Gene Ontology annotation, cellular component: membrane. Gene Ontology annotation, molecular function: ATP hydrolysis activity; ATP binding; ATPase-coupled monoatomic cation transmembrane transporter activity. The record is from RefSeq and is a predicted model, not a curated record. Bases 525 to 5057 code for a protein of 1510 amino acids. Lineage: Eukaryota; Metazoa; Chordata; Lepidosauria; Squamata; Rhineuridae. The transcript is spliced from 23 exons. Gene Ontology annotation, biological process: monoatomic cation transport.